Molecule: messenger RNA, 1425 nt
Organism: Contarinia nasturtii (swede midge)
Lineage: Eukaryota; Metazoa; Arthropoda; Insecta; Diptera; Cecidomyiidae
Product: cylicin-1-like
Exons: 4
Source: RefSeq, a predicted model, not a curated record
AUGAAUCCAUAUACAACCAAAGGAACUUUGAGAAGAAAGUUGAAGCGUAAAUGCAAGCACACAGUUCCGAAGGUCACCAUCAAAGAAGAAGUUGUUGUCAAAGAGGAGCCAAGAGAUGCAGCUGAAUUAGUUCAGCUUCCACCGUCGCCAACACCAAUUGAUGUAAAUAAAACGAUCAAAUCGGAGAGCGAGAGCGACGAUGAGCUGUGUACGAGUUGCGAUCUUGAUUGUGCAAAGAAAGAAAUCAAGAGCGAAGACGAAGGAGAAUGUUCGAAGAAAAGUUACUGCUCAUCGACACCAGAUGAUGGUCCGAGUCGAGGCAAAGGUGAUGAUAGAUAUGGUGAACAUCGACGUCAAUCAAAACCAAACAAAGAAAACAGUGAAGGACGACGUGGUCGCACAUCUAAAGCGAAGAAAGAUAAUCAGUCAAAAGGUGCUAUGCCUGGUAAUGUGCCUGAUUGGAUGGACACUUCACAAAACAGUGCAGAAAUAUCGACGGUGCCCAGUCAUGCAACGGGUCCAAGAAUUCAAGAAAUAUUUGCCAGCAAAAUUGCAUGUAAACUUGGUUUUGUAAAGAUUUUUACAACGACAACUAAAGUAGCCAAAGAGCAUUUGGACUUUUUGAAAACUUUGAACGAUACGGUAGUUAAAGCAGAAAGGAACGAAGCAUUCACUGGCAUUGAAGAUUUGGGAGCACGUAUACAAAAUUUAAAUACCGUGAAGAAAGCGAAUACAGCGGAAAGCAAUGAAAUAAUUCAAAGCACCCUUAUACCAGCACUGGAUGAGUUUGUGAAACAACAUAAGAAGGCCAUUUCGAAUUUGCAAAAUGAUGUUCAGAAGGUCAAAGCCAUUCAGUGUCCAACCACUACGAAUUUUGUUGAGAGUCUUAAGAAAGCGCUUGCGGGACAAGGGGAAGAAUCGAAAGAGCAAAAGGCAAACGAAGCAAUAUCGGAUGAUAAGAAAUCUGCAGAUAAAAAACCAAGCGAAGGGAAAUCCAAAGAAGAGAAACCUAGUGAACAAGGUUCAAAUGAGGCUGACAAAUCAAAGCCAGAAAGUGGAAAAACUAACGUCGAUGAAAAAUCUGGUGAUAAAGCAGGUCAGGAAAUGUCAUCAGACAAAAAAUCUAUAAGCAAUGAAAAAACUGACGAGAAAAAAUCGGAAGAUGGUAAAACGGGCAGUGAAAAAUCAUCAGAAAAAAAAUUAGCCAAAUCGAAUGAGCAAAAAUCAGAUGAGAAGAAACUUGACGAUGAAGAAACAAGUGAAGGAAAACCCAAUGGAGAAAAAUCCAGUGCCGAAAAGCUCAUAGAAAAAACUAAAGCUAAAACGUUUGCGAAGGACGAUAAAUCGGCAGAAGUGGAAUCUGAUGAAAAGUCAAAAGAUGUAGAUACAAGUGAAGAAAUGUCAACAGAUAAAAACCAAGGGAAA